AUGAGCACCACGUCGUUGGCUCUGGCGCUGUUCCUCUUCGUUGCCUGCACUGGCACGCUCACCGGCAGUGCAGCUGCGUCCAUCAAGUUCCCCUACGCGUCCGUGGAUGGGCCUGCCCGGUACGCCGGGUGGGUGCCCACCUACACCGCAGCUGCCGCUCAGUCCGACCUCCACCGCGUGACCCUCUACCUCACCCCCAGCAACCCCGGCCUCCUCGACUACCUCACCACGGAUGACAUCACUAAGAUUGUGUCGCCGGCUCCCGAAGCGGUCAAGAGCGUGGUCGACUGGCUCUACCAGCAGGGCGCCGCCACCGUCGAGGUGGCGCGCAACCGCGAUGCCAUCGUGGCGAUGAUGCCCGUGCACAGGGUCGAGGCGGCCUUCGCCGUGUCCCUCCGCCGCUUCGUGUCUCCCGACGAAGUACUCCGUCCCGCCCACAUCGCGUCGCACAUCGACCUCGUCAGCGGCCUCACCGACUUCCCUCCCGUGGGGUCAGGCAAGAAGUCGCUCAUCGAGGCGGCCGCCGCUUCGACGGUUCCGUCGUCUGCCGCGUUGACGCCCUCCGUGCCCGUCGUGACUAUGGUCCGCGCCCGCGGAGGUAGCCAGCUGCUGAUCAACUUCACCCCCGUGUGCGCCAACGGCCAGUACACGAAGGACGCCAAGAAGCCUUGCUCGGAGGCUCCUCCGGCCAUCGCUGGCUUCUAUGUGCAGAUCAACUCCACCAACCCGGCUGUGGGCAAGUCCAAGUCGGAGUGGCUCGAUUCUCAGUGCACCUUCAACGGCAACUACACCACGUGCACCGGCUCGGUCAAGGCGUGGCUCUAUGACGCCUUGAACGUGUCGGUGGCGGCCGCGUUCGAGAACGACCAUGUCGGCCCGAGCGGCUACAACCCUUACCCCGUCCUGGCCACUCCGCCCAUCGUACCCCAGAACAUCUGGAAGCAGUACAACAUUCCGCCCAACACGCUGGUGACGACCAACGUGACCCAGUGUGUGGUCGAGUUCGAGCAGCAGUACUACGCGCCCUCGGAUCUCACCCUCUUCCUCGAGCAGACCGGUCUCCCCACCGACACCCCCGUCACCGUCAUCGGACCCAACUACCCGAACCAGCCCGGCGGUGAGGCCAACCUCGACAUUCAGUACAUCAUGGGCGUUGCUCCAGGUGCGCCGACCGUGUUCUGGUCGAUCUACGCCAACUCCACGGUCGAGAUCGACGACAUCCUGCAGUGGGCGCUCCAGAUGUCCAACCAGCAGUCCGGCCGCUCCCAGAACAAGGUCAUCCUCAACCACUCGGCCGACCGCAAGGCCGCCAGCGGCUCCGUCGGCGUCAGCGUCGGCGUCGACUACAUCUUCUCCGGGGCGUUCAUGGGCGUGGGUCCGCAGAUCAAGCUGCCCAUCGGCAUCUCAGUGUCAACGGGCUAUGCGGGCGGCAAGGAGGAGUCGGCGGAGAACAUGGACUCGGCGACGAGCUCAGCGUCGAUCAACCGGUGGGACGCCGCCUCUGGCCUAGGCACGCCCAACUUCCUGGAGCUCAAGGAGUUCGUCCUCCAGUACCCCAAGGCCCACUGA
This is a messenger RNA of Acanthamoeba castellanii str. Neff, 1569 nucleotides long. RefSeq names its product Prokumamolisin, activation domain containing protein. NCBI's taxonomy places the organism in Eukaryota, Discosea, Longamoebia, Acanthamoebidae. The transcript has 14 exons. Gene Ontology annotation, molecular function: serine-type endopeptidase activity; tripeptidyl-peptidase activity. Bases 1 to 1569 code for a protein of 522 amino acids. The record is from RefSeq and is a predicted model, not a curated record. Gene Ontology annotation, biological process: proteolysis.